CUUUCCAAGUCUGCACCGUUGCCAAAUUGUUUGUAGACUACCGUAUUUAGAUAGAUGAUGAACUAUUAAAAUAUCUAAAUUAUUAAAUUUAUUACUAAAUAGUGAAAAAGUAAAUUUCCAUGUGAAAAAUAUAUUUGAGAUAAAAUUGAUCAACAAUUUAAUAACAAGAAUUAACUAUUAAGAUCAGGCCAGAUUUACCGGGUUAACUUAGAUCACAGCUUAGGUUACAGCUAUCCCAUAUUAUUAUGGUGGUGAAAAAGGAAAUGUGGCAACGUUGCUGUGGGGUAUUAGGGGUAAGAAAUGAAGGAGAAGAGAGAGGAAAAUAGGCUAAGGAGGACCUAAGGGAUAGGGGAUUAACAAUGAAAAUAAAAUAAACACAAAUUAAAUACCUCGAAUAGUCCGUGAUAAUUGAAUUCCCUGUAGAGGUGUGGCCACACAUUGAGGUUUAUCCAGCGAUUUUCGACGCACUUAUCACGAUCUUCGACGUAAUCGAGAUUGAGGAAUUUGUAACACAAAAGGGGUAUUCAAUUGAGGUUUAUAGAAUUGAGCAUAGCGGGGUAACGAGAGUACAAGUACAAGUACGCGACUCAAGCUCCAACGAGAGAAUGUCGGGAACGAGCAUUUACAGUCAAAUUAGUAAGAUAAGAAGCCAAUGUGAGAUAAAGCAAACAAAAUAUUGAUGACGGUUACAUUUUAAUAAUUCUAAAUCUAACUUACGAUGAUAACUUACGAAGACUUAAAUCUAACUUACGAUGAGUAGGGUCAGGAGGGGUAAUUAUGACCAGGGGGUAAUUGUGACCAGCGCCAUUUUGAGCUAUUUGGUGUUUGAUAAAAUUUGGUUUUGAGGUUAAAUGUUAACCUCAUAAUGUGUUUUUGAUUUUAGUGCAUCUGUGUGACUGAUUAGAAGGCUUUUCCAUAACAAUUUCAAUUUAAGAGUAGAAGGCUACAGAAAUUUUUGUUGAACGGAUUUGUCCAUCUUGUAAAUAAAUUUUUGUGACAAGAAAUAAAAAAAUUCCAGAUGAGCUCAUUCAUGUUUAAAAGUAAGUUAAGGAUGUUUGAAUUAUUGUUUCAAAGUUCUAACUCAAUCUAAUAUUUCUGAGUAAAUUUAAAUUUGUGGUCAUAAUUACCCCAUCAUUUUAUAAAAAGUGGGGUGAUUAUGACCACAAAAAAGGGGUAAUUAUGACCACAUUUGAAAACUUAUUAAAAGUAUAAAAUGUGCUGUAAUGCUCAAGAUACUCAAGAUGCUCAAGAUUUUCUUCAAUUGGUUCACAACUGCUUUCAUCCCACAUGUCAACAAAAUUCGUAUCGAAAAAAAUCUACCAGAUCAAGAAGUUGUUUUGAUUUUUGACGGACAUAAUAGCCACAUCACUCUCAAUUUGGUCAAGGAAGCUGCAGCAAACAAAAUCACCCUUAUUAGAUUACCGAGCCAUCUAACUGACAAACUCCAACCAUUAGACAAGUGUGUUUUUGGGCCUGUGAAAUCUCAUUGGGAAAAGAUACUGGUUGAUAAUGGCAAAUCUAAAAUGGGACAGAGCCAUCAGAGACUUUUAAAGAAAGAGUUUGUGGAGCUACUAGGUGAGGUAUGGCGUAUUUCAAUGACCCCAGCAAACAUCAAAUCUGGGUUUAUAAGUACUGGAAUAUUUCCUUUGAAUAAAAAAAUGUUUCCUGAGAACCAAUUCAAUCCAGUGGACUUACAAACCUAUAAAAAGAAAAAAAAGAAGAGUUGAAGAAAAAUGAACAGAAAGAAGCAGAAACAGAGGAAACUGACAAAAAAAGGAAAGAAGAAGCUAAUAAAAAUAAUGAAGGAAGUAAGAAGAAAGAAGAUACAGAUAAAAGCCAGAACUUCUCUCAAGCUUCCACAUCAAAAGUUGAUUCUCCAAUGAUGGACAUAGGAGACCUUAGCCCUUCUUAUCAAGACGAAACAAUUGUCCUUGAGCUACAAGAAACAGGAACAGAAGUGUUACAAGACGAAACAACUGUCCUUGAGCUACGAGAAACAGGAACAGAAGUGUUACCAUCACCAAAAUCAACGCCAGGAUCAUCAAAAUCAGUUGUAGAGAUAUUUGCAGAAACUAUAAGGAAUUCUAAACAUAAACAAUUACCUCAAACUCCAACAAAAAAGAUCGUUAAAACCAGAAUAAAACCUGAUAGAUAUGGCGAAGUUCUAACAUCGAAGGAAGUAAUUGAAAGACUUCAAAAGGCAGAAUUAGAGAAGCAAAUGAAAGAAAAAAUAAAAAAAGAAAAACAAGAAAAGAGAAACAUCAAGGUCAAUGAAGCAAGCAAAAGGAAAAAAUCAACAAAAGAGACAAAACCAAGUAAAAUAACCAAACGAAAUUUGAAAUUUGAAUCUUCAGAUUCAGAUACAUCUGAUGUAGAGAUUACUGAUAAAGAAAUGUUUCACUACAUUGAAAGUCCAUUGCCACUUGAAGAGCCAGACGAGGUUGAAUAUGAACAAGUCUCAAACGAAAACCUGAAGCCUGGAAAGCAUAUUUUAGUAAAUGUGUUGGGUGGGUAUAGGAAAACUGUAAACUAUAAAUAUGUGUGCUGCAUACAAUCAGUAUUAGGCCUAGAAGAAGAGGAUGACUUCGAUGAUGAUGAUUCAGAAACCAAGAUAAAAGUGAUGGGGCUGAGAAGAGUGGAUGAACACGCCACAACAUUUUUCCCAGAUGAAUUAGACAUUUUUGUAAUAUCAAAAACUCAAAUUUUGGGGGUUUUGCCAGACCCGAAAAUAACUGAAAAAGAUAGGAAGUUGAUGUUUGUUUUCCCAGGAUCCGUUGCUGUUUUUGAAAAAGCAUAGACUUUGAAAAUGUUUCUGAUCAAAAGACUAUUUUUUUAUUAAAAAGAAGCAAAGAAAUAUUUUUAAUAAAGUUUUUGAAUUUAAUAUGUAGGCUUAAAUAACAUAUAUUUGUUUGACUGAGGUUAAAGUGUCACAUUAAAUAGAGUUUGUUGUUCAACUGAUUUUAUGACGUUUAUUCAACCAUUGGGGUAAUUAUGACCACCAAGAAAUGAUUCAAUUUAAUGUGAUGAAAAGUGCUAUCAUACAAAAACAGAGGUGUUAUGGUUACUAUUCCCCCUAACAUAUGUGUAUGAGAAUGUAUUGAGAUGAAAAAGAAUGGUCAUAAUUCCCCCACUAAUGGUCACAAUUACCCCAACUUUUAGUGAUUAUGGGUUUUUGGUGGGGUUAUUAUGACCACCCUUAUAACUUGAUAAAAAAACAGAUUUGAUCAAUAAAACUUUUUUGGGGAAUAAAUAAAGGACCAAAGUUACUUCUUAUUCACUUACAAUGCUACUUUUUAAAACAGUAAAAAAUUUACAGAAAUUCAAAGUUGAAACAUGUACAAAGUGGUCAUAAUUACCCCUCCUGACCCUACUAAACAGAUGCCUACAUAUAUGAUUGCCACUGACUUGAUAUCGUGAAUCGCACUGUAGCUGCAUCAAGUUUAUGCAAUGGAUAUGUUUAGAACUGUAUCAUGCUCUUCAUCCCUUCCCGCAAUUAUUGAGAUUUUUGACUCAACUGGUCAUUCAAUCUACAUCUCCUAACGAGAAGUCCAUCAUUUUGAAGGCACAUAUUGAUGAUAAAAAACUCAAAAAGUAUGAUUCAAACAAUCUUUUGGGCAAUAUCUUCAAAGGUAUUAGGAUGUAUGGUAAAUACACGACAUUUUUCAGACCUAUCGAAGUUCCAGAGGUUUCAAAUAAAAGUUACCCAAUAAUUAAAUAUUGAAAUGAAAACAUUGGGUUGUUGUCAAAAAUAUCACUUAAUUAUUGUAGAAUUACAAACAUGUUUCAAUACCAAUGGUGUCAUCUUUGAUUCAACAACAGUAUCUGAAUUGAAUAUUGAUUAUUUUCUG
Messenger RNA from Nilaparvata lugens (brown planthopper), 3848 nucleotides. RefSeq lists its product as uncharacterized. Bases 1880 to 2797 code for a protein of 305 amino acids. Lineage: Eukaryota; Metazoa; Arthropoda; Insecta; Hemiptera; Delphacidae. The transcript is spliced from 2 exons. The record is from RefSeq and is a predicted model, not a curated record.